This is a messenger RNA of Physella acuta, 672 nucleotides long. RefSeq names its product cation channel sperm-associated protein 2-like. Lineage: Eukaryota; Metazoa; Mollusca; Gastropoda; Physidae. The record is from RefSeq and is a predicted model, not a curated record.
AUGAAUAUUUUUUCAUACAAUGAUUUUGCCGUGGUCCGCGACAAAACCUUUGCCGCGGUCCUCAGCAAAGGUUUUGCCGUGGUCCGCAGCAAAGGUUUUGCCGUGGUCCGCAGCAAACUAAGGUUUGCCGUUGUUCGCAUCGAAGGUUUGUCGUGGUCCGCUGUUAAGGUUAUGCUGUUAUCAGCAGCCAAGAAUGUAAGACAAAAGACCGACAUCCAAAAGACCGACAUCCAAAAGACCGACAUCCAAAAGACCGACAUCCAAAAGACCGACAUCCAAAAGACCGACAUCCAAAAGACCGACAUCCAAAAGACCGACAUCCAAAAGACCGACAUCCAAAAGACCGACAUCCAAAAGACCGACAUCCAAAAGACCGACAUCCAAAAGACCGACAUCCAAAAGACCGACAUCCAAAAGACCGACAUCCAAAAGACCGACAUCCAAAAGACCGACAUCCAAAAGACCGACAUCCAAAAGACCGACAUCCAAAAGACCGACAUCCAAAAGACCGACAUCCAAAAGACCGACAUCCAAAAGACCGACAUCCAAAAGACCGACAUCCAAAAGACCGACAUCCAAAAGACCGACAUCCAAAAGACCGACAUCCAAAAGACCGACAUCCAAAAGACCGACAUCCAAAAGACCGACAUCAAAAAGACCGACAUCCAAUAG